CUAAUCAAACUACAUUUGCACCCAUAAUGCACCGCGGUCGGCUCCCAUCAUUCUCUGCAGCUCAAGCAGCCGAACUCCACCGGUCAAGAUGGCGGACAGACUAGUUCCCAUAGCUGAGAAGCGUCUGAUGGACGUGAAACUGGGCGAGUUGGGAAGCUGGCUCGGAGCACGAGACUUUACCCCCAAUGGGAUCAUCUCUGCCGUCCGCAGGGGCCACGACAGAUACUACAACAAGUACAUUAACGUGAAGAAGGGAGGCAUUGGUGGCGUCGCGAUGCUGCUCGUUGGCUACAUGGCUAUGAGUUACCUGUGGGAAUACGACCACAUAAAACAUGAUCGCUGGAGGAAGUACCACUAACAAGCACCAUAAGAUCUUCAGGGAUGGACCAUUCAGCUCCUCCUACUCUGUGCUUUCUCAGCUUGUGUUCCAUAUGUGACCAAUAAACAAUAUUAAGAGUUA
Hippocampus comes (tiger tail seahorse) is the source of this 460-nucleotide messenger RNA. RefSeq names its product ATP synthase membrane subunit f (gene atp5mf). Gene Ontology annotation, biological process: proton motive force-driven mitochondrial ATP synthesis. The transcript is spliced from 4 exons. Gene Ontology annotation, cellular component: proton-transporting ATP synthase complex. Bases 89 to 358 code for a protein of 89 amino acids. Lineage: Eukaryota; Metazoa; Chordata; Actinopteri; Syngnathiformes; Syngnathidae. Gene Ontology annotation, molecular function: proton-transporting ATP synthase activity, rotational mechanism. The record is from RefSeq and is a predicted model, not a curated record.